AUGGAUUCCCCCUUGCCGGAUCCGACAAUCGACCUUCGCUGGGGUGAUUAUCGUGGAGCCAUCCAUGAGAUAUUCGCAGCCAAUGCCGAGCGCUUUCCAGAUAGGCAAUGCGUCAUUGAAACCAAGAAGAGCCUACCAGCCGUUCAGCGCACUUUCACAUAUCGCCAGAUCAACGAGAGCUCCAACCAGUUAGCACACCACUUCUUGGCGCAUGGGUGCGAAGUGGGAGAUGUUGCCAUGAUAUAUGCCUAUCGAGGGGUAGACCUUGUGGUUGCCUAUCUAGGGGCCCUCAAAGCUGGCGCAACUGUCAGUGUGCUUGAUCCGCAGUAUCCUCCAGAGCGCCAAAAGGAAUUUGGCAAUCUUUCUGACAUUGCUAUGGACUUUGUCAGCAGUAACCUAAGCAUUAAGUCUACCGUUCCGGCACUAGAACUAUCCGGUAAUGGGGAGCUUAAGGGGGGCAUUGUCGACGGCAAAGACUGUCUCGAACCUCAGGUCUCCCGGAGAGAAGAAUUUCCCAAUGUUCGUAUUGGCCCGGAUUCGAUCCCUACUCUGAGCUUUACGAGCGGAUCUGAGGGCAGACCGAAGGGCGUCCAAGGACGCCACUUCUCACUGACUCAUUACCUACCUUGGAUGGCAGAGAGAUUUGGCCUUUCGGAAAAGGACAGGUUCAGCAUGCUAUCGGGCAUUUCUCACGAUCCGAUCCAAAGAGACAUCUUCACCCCGCUCUUCCUAGGCGCCGCAUUAGUUAUCCCCCCGGCUGAUGUGAUUGCCUACGAGCUGCUCGCGGAAUGGAUGAAAGAACACGGCAUCACAGUUACCCACCUGACUCCCGCCAUGGGCCAGAUCCUUGUCGGCGGUGCCACAACUCAAUUUCCUGCUCUUCGAAAUGCCUUCUUCGUCAGCGAUAUCUUGACCAAGAAAGAUUGCAAGAAGCUGUGCGACCUUGCACCUAAUGCUACCGUGAUAAAUCUAUAUGGCUCGACCGAGUCGCAGCGUGCAGUCUCGUAUUUUGAGGUUCCAAGCAAAGCCGUCGACCCUACGUUUCUAGAUCACUUGCCAGAUAUCAUCCCGGUUGGCCAGGGCAUGCUGCAUGUCCAGCUCUUGGUUGUCGAUCGCGAGGACAGGACCAGGCUGUGUGGGGUAGGUGAGCAAGGAGAACUAUUCCUUCGAGCAGGGGGCCUCGCAGAGGGGUACCUUGGGGAUGACGACAACACGGCGGAACUCAACCGAUCUAAGUUUCUUCCCAAUUGGUUUGUUGAUCCAAGCAAAUGGAUACAGCAGUAUGACCACCAGGUUGCUUCGGGGGCUCAUGAGGCCUGGAGGAAGCUCUACAAGGGACCACGAGAUCGCCUAUAUAGAACCGGUGAUCUUGGUCGACUCCGUACCGACGGAAGCGUCGAGUGUAUAGGCCGAAUUGAUUCGCAGGUCAAGAUUCGCGGCUUUCGAAUCGAGCUCGGCGAGAUCGACGUAUACCUAUCGCAAUACCAAUUUCUGCGCGAAAACGUCACGAUAGUUCGACGAGACAAGAACGAGGAGCCGACACUCGUCACGUACUUUGUCCCCGAGACAAAGCGUUGGUUUCAACACCUGCAGGAGAAGGAGGAUGGGAAAGAUAUCGAGCAGAAAUUACUCAAUGAAUCGAUGGCUGGAAUGCUCAGGCGAUUCAAGUCACUGUCCGAAGACUGCAAGAAGUUCCUUGCAACCAAGGUUCCUAAAUAUGCUGUCCCAAGCAUCUUCAUUCCUCUGGCUCGAAUGCCCUUGAAUCCGAACGGUAAAAUAGACAAACCUUUACUUCCUUUCCCGGACGCGGCGGACCUUGCUUUUCUCGCAAAGAGGAGGGCUUCGUCACAGACUGCCAACAUGACUGAUACCCAAACUCAACUGGCUACGAUAUGGGCAUCCAUCCUCCCCAACCGCUCUGCACGGAUGUUUGUGCCAGAUUCCAAUUUCUUCGAGGAAGGUGGUCACUCCAUCCUCGCACAGCAGUUGUUUUUCCGUCUCAAGAACGAAUGGAAAGAUAUUAACCUGCCAGUGAGUGUGAUAUUCCAGUCACAGACCCUCGAGGCCCUUGCCGCAGAGAUCGAUCGCUCACAAGAUCCUAUUGGUCUCCGCCUUGAUGCGAUGCCACUCGCUGGAGACGGAGAUGUCGGAGACGAGGCGUACGCAGCAGAUGCGAGAGAUCUAGUGCAUCAAUUUCCAGACUCCAUCCGAAGUGCAGAAAUCGAGCAAGACUACACAGACACGCCGCCCACAGUGUUCCUAACCGGCGCCACCGGCUUCUUAGGCUCAUAUAUCCUCCACGAGCUCCUUGAGGGCCCCAAGAAAGUGCGUGUUAUUGCGCACGUGCGAGCCAAGGACGCAGCGGCAAGUCUCGCUCGGCUCGAGACCAUCACUAAGACUUAUUGCCUAUGGCCCCCAAGCUGGAUAUCUACAUCCAGGCUCGAAGUCGUGGUCGGGGAUAUCUCCAAGCCACAGCUCGGUCUAUCCGAGAACGUCUGGAACCGCCUCUUGAACGAAGUUGACAUUGUCAUCCACAACGGCGCCCAAGUUAACUGGAUGCUUCCGUACUCCAGCUUGCGUGCGACCAAUGUUCUGAGUACCCUGGCAUGCAUCCAACUCUGCGCCACAGGAAAGCCCAAGCGACUGGCAUUUGUCAGCUCAACCUCGACUCUAGAUAACGAGCACUACGUCCAGCUCUCCUCAAAGGCCGGGGCUGCUGUGCUGGAGACGGACGACUUGGAGGGCAGUCGCAAGGGCCUUGGCACAGGGUAUGGGCAGUCUAAGUGGGCGAGCGAGUUUGUCCUACGCGAGGCUGGACGGCGGGGCCUUGUAGGCGCCAUUAUUCGCUCAGGAUAUGUUAUGGGGGAUCCGGAAUCCGGAAUUUCAGUUACAGACGAUUUUCUAGUCCGGCUGUGGAAAGGAUGCUUGCAGGUGGGAGCGCGUCCCAGCAUUGCAAACAGGAUCAACGCCGUCCCUGUCACGCAGGUCAGUCGCAUCGUCGUUGCUGCGGCGUUUCAUCUCCCAGCUGCUAUCGGGCAGUCCCUAGGCGUGGCCCAGGUUACCAGCCAUCCAUGCCUGACGUUUGACGAGUGGGUUGGUGUUCUUGAGGUGUAUGGGUAUCUCGUGCCAAUGGUGUCGUACCAGGAGUGGUGCACUAAGGUCAAGGAAUACGUAAGUGACAACACCAAGGAGGAGCAUGCUCUGCUUCCAUUGUUCCACUUCGUGGUGGGAGACUUGCCUGCGAAUACCAUAGCCCCAGAGCUGGACGAUGUCAAUGCAGCAGCAGCGCUCAAGGCAUAUGAUAAAGACACAGUCAAGGAUCCAUUAGCUGCAAAUGCUAUAGAUGUGAAGACUCUUGGCAUGUACUUAGCGUACCUUGCUGCAGUUGGCUUCCUGCCUGCGCCGGCAGAGAAUGGCGAAUGCAAGCUACCUAGGAUCGAUGAGUCGAGGUUGCAGGCUUUGGGUGCUGGUCGCCUUGGUGGCAGGUCUGCAAGGCCGUGA
Molecule: messenger RNA, 3501 nt
Organism: Venustampulla echinocandica
Lineage: Eukaryota; Fungi; Ascomycota; Leotiomycetes; Helotiales; Pleuroascaceae
Product: L-aminoadipate-semialdehyde dehydrogenase
Exons: 6
Coding region: 1-3501 (1166 amino acids)
Biological process (GO): L-lysine biosynthetic process
Molecular function (GO): L-aminoadipate-semialdehyde dehydrogenase [NAD(P)+] activity
Source: RefSeq, a predicted model, not a curated record